UAUAAUUUGCCGUGACCUAUCCACAAAUACUUUUCAAUAUUCAGAUGAGGUUGUCCUUACAGCUCAUUAUGUCUCAAACAGUGAAAACUUUUGAUUACAUUGCAAUCGGUGGUGGAUCUGGAGGGCUAGCGAGUGCUAGAAGAGCGGCCUCGCUCGGAGCUAAAGCUGCUGUGAUCGAACAUGGAAGACUCGGUGGAACUUGUGUAAAUGUUGGCUGUGUCCCAAAGAAGGUUAUGUUUAAUACAGCAGUCCAUGCAGAGUAUAUUCAUGAUCAUGCGGAUUAAGGCUUUGAUGUUACUCUAAAUAACUUUUCCUGGGCAACUGUUAAGAAGUCCAGAGAUGCAUACGUCAAGAGACUAAAUGGUAUUUAUGAGAACAACUUAAAAAAGGACAAUGUGGAGUAUAUCCCUGGUCAUGCUGUGUUCACUCCAGAGGGAAAUGUCAAAGUUGGAGACACUGUUUACAGCAGUAAACACAUUUUAAUUGCUAUUGGAGGGCGGCCAACCGUGCCGGCAUUUCCAGGUUGUGAGUAUGGAAUCACCAGUGAUGGCUUCUUUGAUUUGGAGGAUCUUCCAAAGAAAGUUGCUGUAGUUGGAGCAGGGUACAUUGCUAUUGAGUUAGCUGGAAUACUCAAUGCUCUUGGGUCCAAAGUUUCAUCUCUCAUAAGAUAUGACAGGGUUCUGCGAACAUUUGACUCCAUGCUGAGUGAAGGAGCAACAAAUGAAAUGGUGAAAGCUGGAAUUGACCUGCAAACACACACUUCUAUUCAGGAGAUCACUAAAGACAGCGAAACCGGUCUGAUGACCAUCCACAUCCUGAAAAACAAGCAAGAUAAAGUGGCUCUGUCAGGGUUUGACUGCGUCUUACUGGCCAUUGGGAGAGUUCCAAAUACAGAUUCUCUUGGAAUAGAUGGUUUGGGAAUAGAAGUUGAUAGCAAAGGACAUGUAGUGGUUGACGAGUUCCAAAACACGUCUCGGCCUGGUGUAUACGCCCUGGGAGAUGUUUGCGGUAAAGCACUACUCACACCAGUGGCGAUUGCAGCAGGGCGAAGACUCGCUCACAGAUUGUUUGAUGGUCAGUCGAGUUUGAAGCUGGAUUACGACAACAUACCCACCGUGGUGUUCAGACAUCCACCAAUAGGAACUGUGGGGCUAACUCAGGAGGAAGCAGAACAGAAAUAUGGUAAAGAUAAAAUAAAAGUUUACAAGGCUUCGUUCACCAACAUGUAUCAUGCAUUAACUCAGCGAAAGACCAGCACAAUGAUGAAACUUGUUUGUCUUCUGCCUGAAGAAAAGAUCCUUGGACUUCACAUUCUUGGGAUUGGCUGCGAUGAAAUGCUGCAAGGUUUUUCUGUUGCUGUCAAGAUGGGGGCCACUAAAAAAGAUUUCGACGAAACUGUAGCGAUCCACCCAACUUCGUCCGAAGAGUUAGUCACAAUGCGUUGAUUGGAUGCUUACCGUUUCUUCACUAUCGUUAUCGUCAUUAUCAGUUAUCAUCAUCAUUAUCAUUAUCUCAUUUUUUUUCUUCUUCUUCUCUCCCUGUUUCCAAGGCAAUGCGUGCCUUUGCGCGCCUUCUGACGUAUGUUAUGGGGGAACGGUCCCCGUAACCAUUUAAACAAGUAGAUUCUGUGUUGCCGUGUGUCUGUUCAGUAAUAGAUAGAUUUAGCACCACGCUUACGUGAAACGUGAACGGGAAGAGUGACCACGUGACCUUGUUUUCCCGCCUUUUUUUUCACGUUUGCUGGUUGCACUUUACCAUUUCUACAUGAAUGUAACCUGUUUCGCGUUUGCCGUUUACGUAAGAUUUCCUUCACUUUUUCUUCACUUUUUCUCUCGCUAUUACUGAAC
This is a messenger RNA of Stylophora pistillata, 1847 nucleotides long. RefSeq names its product glutathione reductase, mitochondrial-like. The record is from RefSeq and is a predicted model, not a curated record. Gene Ontology annotation, biological process: glutathione metabolic process; cell redox homeostasis; cellular response to oxidative stress. NCBI's taxonomy places the organism in Eukaryota, Metazoa, Cnidaria, Anthozoa, Scleractinia, Pocilloporidae. Gene Ontology annotation, cellular component: cytosol; mitochondrion. Gene Ontology annotation, molecular function: flavin adenine dinucleotide binding; glutathione-disulfide reductase (NADPH) activity; NADP binding.